Rangifer tarandus platyrhynchus (Svalbard reindeer) is the source of this 555-nucleotide messenger RNA. The record is from the annotation of a GenBank genome assembly. NCBI's taxonomy places the organism in Eukaryota, Metazoa, Chordata, Mammalia, Artiodactyla, Cervidae.
AUGAAACCUGAUGAAACUCCUAUGUUUGACCCAAGUCUACUCAAAGAAGUGGACUGGAGUCAGAAUACAGCUACAUUUUCUCCAGCCAUUUCCCCAACACAUCCUGGAGAAGGUUUGGUUUUGAGGCCUCUUUGUACUGCUGAUUUAAAUAGAGGUUUUUUUAAGGUACUAGGUCAGCUGACAGAGACUGGAGCUGUCAACCCAGAACAAUUUAUGAAAUCUUUUGAGCACAUGAAGAAAUCUGGGGAUUACUAUGUUACAGUUGUGGAAGAUGUAACUUUAGGCCAGAUAGUUGCUACAGCAACCCUGAUAAUAGAACAUAAAUUUAUCCAUUCCUGUGCUAAGAGAGGACGAGUAGAAGAUGUUGUUGUUAGUGAUGAAUGCAGAGGAAAGCAGCUUGGCAAACUGUUAUUAUCAACCCUUACUUUGCUAAGCAAGAAACUGAACUGUUAUAAGAUUACCCUGGAAUGUCUACCACAAAAUGUUGGUUUCUAUAAAAAGUUCGGAUAUACAGUAUCUGAAGAAAACUACAUGUGUCGGAGGUUUCUAAAGUAA